Molecule: messenger RNA, 1625 nt
Organism: Stylophora pistillata
Lineage: Eukaryota; Metazoa; Cnidaria; Anthozoa; Scleractinia; Pocilloporidae
Source: RefSeq, a predicted model, not a curated record
UGGAUUCUCGUAAAUGAAUUCAUUUAUUGUAAUGUAUCGUUUUGAUGGAAGAACGAAACAAACUCACAAAAUGGCUCGCUCGCGAAGCCCAGUUGAACCAUAAACACGAAGAAAUCUUGGUCAAACGUGAGAUGUUGCUGGCAGAAAAUGAGGCACUAAUGAGUUCACAGCAGAAGAAACUACAAUUGACUUCAAGUGACUUUCAGAGAACUAAGGCAAGGAAUGAGCAGUUAGUGCAGGAGUUGGAAGCACUUCAGAAUGGAUUGGGAAAAAUGGCAUCCAUGUGUUCUAAUGAUGCACAGUUUAUCAGUCUUAAGGAGAGUUACUGGAAAAUGGUUGAACAAGAAUUUCCCAGGUGGAUAGCAAAAAAUGAAGCCAGCAAGAGCAAAGAUCAAAACUAAAGGCAGUAAGAUCUUAAACAUCAGUGUACACUGAUGAACCAUAUACAUCAGUAUUGGCUCAGGAACUGGCGGUCAAAAGAUCAAACAUUAUAAUAACUAAUUGUCUGUUUGGCAGGAGAGUUAUCACUGACUCAUGAGAAACCCGACAAACUCAGGUGUAUGUCUGUAGUCAGCAGAUCAGGGUAGUUGUAUCCCUGGAAUGUGCAAAUAAUAGUCUACAAAAAGUAUACUGCUUGCUUAUUUCAAGUUUUGCUGGCUGUGUUAUUAGUCACUGAGCAUUUUCAAGCCUGGGCUAUGUUCAAGUUUGCUGGUAGAAUUGGAUCCCAAGGACUUGUUUCUUUAAAGUCAUAAGUAUAAUUAGUGUUAAUAAUUUUAAAGACGAUAUUAGAGUACCACCUUGUUUUUAAGAAUUUUAAGCUUUUAUUGUUUUAGACUUGUAAGUAGUAAGUAGCGAUGUGAUUUUAGCUGGGUAUAUCCUAUUUAUUCUCUAAUUCAUUAGUUAUCUUACUUAAUUAUUUAGACACGACCCCACAAGCGAAGUGUCGCUUUAAAUACUUAUCGUGUAUAAAUAAAGAUUAUUGAUUGAUUGAUUGAUUGAUGGUAACUUCAAGAACUUAAUUUCCUAUUUAAUAGUCGAAAUCUAUGGAAUUAUAGGUCAAUGUUCAGCCCAAAAACCAGUCUUCUCUGUUUUGUUUUUUGAUAUAAAUAAUUACAUAAAACAAUUCACAUCUCAAGUUUGAAUGUAAACAGGUCAAACAAGAAAAAGCUUAUUGGGACUGAACUCUAGGGAAUAUUUGAGAACUGGGCUUAGUAAUUUUUAAUUUUAUAUACUGAUCAGUUCAUGACAGGGGCAGCAAUCCACUCAUGGUUUGCACCCUGCAAAUGGGAUUAUACUGUGUGCACGCGCAUCUACAUGGUUUUCAUUAGUCACCGAGAUAGCAAGAAUUGCAGCCAUUCGUAACUUUCAACGUAACUUUAUUUCACCCAGAGUUAGUAAAGGAAAGAAGACAUAAAACAACAUCAAUUGAAGAGUACCAAAUACAGUUACAUCGGCAGCCUUUUCUGAAAAAUGUUUUACUGAAAAUAACUGACAGUUACGUAAGCUGUGAUCGCGCCUCUUUCCCUGCUCCAAUGGGGUGUGAACGAAGAUGAAAGGAGUACCUUACGGUGGCCCACAGGUGCCACUGCUGCACACUGUAAAACAAACACGUUUCUAAUUAAAAC